Corythoichthys intestinalis (scribbled pipefish) is the source of this 4112-nucleotide messenger RNA. It is a transcript of the gene arfgap1, whose product is annotated as ADP-ribosylation factor GTPase activating protein 1. Gene Ontology annotation, biological process: regulation of ARF protein signal transduction; regulation of endocytosis. Bases 204 to 1451 code for a protein of 415 amino acids. Gene Ontology annotation, molecular function: GTPase activator activity. The transcript is spliced from 13 exons. The record is from RefSeq and is a predicted model, not a curated record. NCBI's taxonomy places the organism in Eukaryota, Metazoa, Chordata, Actinopteri, Syngnathiformes, Syngnathidae. Gene Ontology annotation, cellular component: Golgi membrane.
CGUAUGCAAACAGGAACAUGGCUGCCGGUGUUUGACACAUCAGUCCAUUUUGCUUCAUUUUGUCGGCUUGACGCCACUGUACUGUCUCCUCUUCAUAUUUGCCCUACGACUGGGAGCAGAGCGUUUGUUGGGGAUUUUUUUCUUUUUGCGCGUCUUCUGACAACUGUUUCUUUAGUUUCUCGCCGAGGAAACAGUGAAUCGUCAUGGCAAGUCCAAGAACCAGAAGAGUUUUGAAGGAAGUAAGAACGCAGGAUGAAAAUUCUCUAUGCUUUGAAUGUGGAGCCUUCAACCCUCAGUGGGUCAGUGUGACCUACGGAAUCUGGAUAUGUUUGGAAUGCUCUGGAAAACACAGAGGCUUGGGGGUACAUCUCAGUUUUGUACGUUCCGUCACGAUGGACAAGUGGAAGGAUAUUGAGCUUGAAAAGAUGAAAGCAGGAGGGAAUGGCAAAUUUCGUUUAUUUCUGGAACUCCAAGAUGAUUACAAUCCUAACUGGACUUUACAGGAGAAGUAUAACAGCCGAGCUGCUGCGCUUUUUAGGGACAAGGUUGCCACUGAAGCAGAGGGGAAGGAGUGGUCCAUUGAGGCAUCUUCUGCCAAAAAUUGGACCUCACCUCAACCCAAAAACAAUCUUUCAUCCUCCCACCGGUCCGCGGGAUCUGGAGCCAACUCGGCCGUAUCUGGCGAUCAAGCUUUUGAGGACUGGUUGACUGAUGACGUCAACUCUUACCAGAGCGGAGGCGGUUAUAGUGGGAAUCAAGAGAACCGCUACGUCGGCUUUGGCAACACCGUAACCCCAGAGAAGAAGGAGGAUGACUUCAUUAACAACGCCAUGUCCUCCAUUUAUUCGGGUUGGAGCAAUUUCACCGUCGGAGCCACUAAGUUUGCUUCUAUUGCAAAAGAUAAUACAACAAAACUGGCUAAUCAAGCAACUCUAAAGGCCACAGAGUUAGGACACACAAUAAACGAAAGUGUUAUCAAACCUACCCAGGAAAAGGUGAAAGAUGGCAAAUUUCUAGAUGAAAUGACGGUCGGCAUCAAUGAGUUUGCAAACAAGGUGCAGGGAGCCGGUGCCAAAUUGUCCAAUCUUUUCUCGGGCAAGACGGAAGACGGAGCCGCCGGCGAUAGCUACCAGAACAUGGACGCCGCCGAGGGAUAUCAGGGCGGCUCCGGUCAGCCCGUCUCCAAAGACUUCUGGGAAACAUUUGGUAGCAACAGCUCUCUCAAGGCCAAGAAAUCCCCGAGCAGCGACAGCUGGACCGUUGCAGAUAAUUCUGCAAAGAAGAGCUCUGACAGUUGGGACAAUUGGGGCUCAGAUGCGGCGUCCAACAACAAACACAGCACGGAGGAGAGCUGGGAAGCCUGGGACAACAACUGGGAGAAUGCAGAUGGUAAGAGCAAAAAGAGUCCCACCAAACCUGCUGAGGAAACAUGGGCUAAUGCAGACUGGUAGUCCCCUUUCGGCUUCUUUUAUUCCACAUCCAAUAGCACUGACAGACCGGCAAGGUGCCAUCCUUUUGUCACCAUCAACCCAUUCAAAUUGAUCACAUGGCUAAAGUUUACAUCAACUGCAUGAUAAUAGAAAAAAAAAACCUACCCAUGGCAGCGAAACUACAUGGGCCUGGAUUUGAUUUUCUUUACUCUUGUAAAUAAUCCCCUCCAGAAAAAGUAGGUCAGCAGUGUAAAUCGGCGAGAGAGAUCUGAAAUGGUGAAAGCGAUCCUAAAAUAUUCCUAUUGGUAAUUGAGCCAAUGUCCAUACUGUAUACUUGUUGAUAUGAUUGUUCAUUUUGCUUUCAAAUGAAAGUUAUGCACCAGAUACGAAAAUGGUUGUUACUAUGAAUCGUUGUAAAUACAGUAUGAACGCGCUAGUGCAUUUGUCUUUCUGGUCAUCCUCAUUGACUUUUAUUUUAAGCAGAAAUUUUGCAAACGGACAUUGUGUCACGUCAAAUAUUGUUAUGCGAAUCAUUCCUACACCUUAAUGGACCCCCUAUCCCCCAAAUCAACCUUGAAAGUAUUUACCCCACCUGUGUACGCUUCCCAAAAAUGAAUCUUUCAUCUGUAUACUUUCCAAAGAAAUACAAUUGAUCAGGUGAUUUGCAUUUUUAUGCAAUGACCAUACAAUUAAUCAAGUUGAAAUAUAUGUUCACGCGAGGCUGUAUGCUUCCAUCAUUGACCACAUAUUUUGAAUAAGUCUAACAUAUGUGAACUGAUGAAACACAUGUAGAAGUAUCUGAGCAAUUGCACCUUCACAACUUAACAAUUUGGUGAGAGAUAAUAUCUUGGCUAGCCUUGGCGCUCAAUCAAUAUUUGAUCCAUAGUUUUUAUUUAUUUUUUUUAAAAUCACUCCAUUGUCCUUGAGUGAAAGGCAUGUAUUUUUAUGAAGUUGAACUUGUUGUGGAUGAGUGCAUACAUAAUGUGUUUUAUAUACAAUUAUGGAAGCUUCUAUUAAACAUUUUCAACGUCAAAAGGCUUAUACAUAGGUCAACUCUGUCACUAUUUGGGAAUUUGGUUAAUUGCAGUCUUGUGUGGUUUCUAACCCACUUCUAUUUCCCCCCCCUCUUACUUGGGUGCAUUCUGGUUGAAUACAGUACUGUUCUCUUUUUCAUCUUGGUGUCAGGGAAGUAUGUUGAAGUGAGUAGAGGAGUUUUAUUUCAACAUAGAGCUUUACCACCAUCUUUUGGCAUCAAGAGGUAACUACAGAUCAUGUUAUGGUCAUUCCUCGCGGACAGCAUUUGUGGCAGAGCUGGAUUCAUAUCUUUUUGAAAUGAACUGUACUCUAAACAAUACAUUCAGAUGACCCAUUUUAUGGUAGGAAAAAAAUGUAUGAAUACAGUACACGAAAAAAAGUGGUUUUGGGGGCUUUGCUUGACAAAUACGAGCGAGCAGUUGUUUCUUCCAGUGUAACCCUGAAAGAUAUUUCCACCUUUUUUUCCUCCUCCCGUUGAAUGACAUUUGAUGAAGCAAACUAUUCCAUUCCGUGUUUCUACCUCGAAGAAGAGUUUUAUUAUACAGUAUUUGGUGCGUCUAUGUUUAUUGUUAGGAAACUGGUUUCAUCUUUAAGAAAAUGGCUGGAAAACAGCAUGGAUGUCCAUGCAGAAGUAAAAACAUGGACCAAAAAUGCAUCUGUCUGAUUGUGUGCCCUUAUGUGUUAAAAGCCUUAAACUCUUGUUCUUUGCUCACUUCAUCUCAGUUGAUGUGCUUGGACUUUUGCUUCUGUAUAUGAACAUCCCGUAUCAUUUGGAAGCUUUCUGACACUAUUGGAUUGUGUUGUCAUCGGUGUAUUGCACAUGUCCCAUAGCAAAAGGCCACACAAUACUUUUCUAUCUUGUUGUGGGUGUUGACAAAAUUUGCAGAUAAACAAAACCCCAAUAGGAACAGAAUAUUUGGUAAGCUGGCCGGACAUUCCGCUCUGGUCGCCAUGUUGUCAUUUCCUUGAGCCUUUGACUAACAGUCCAGUUUUAAUCUUGCAGAGGUCCAUCAUAUGACAUAAGAAAUAUAUGACAUAGUCUAAAACACAAAAUAAUGCAAGCAUCAGAAAAUAGAUAUUGAGUGCAAUAUAUCAAUGUGUAAUAUGUAUGAGAACACAAUCCAACAUGAGAUUUCGAUUUCACAUCAGCAUGAUGUAUAUUAUCUGAUGUUUAAAAAAAAAAAAAAAAAAAAGUCACGUGCAAUCUUAUGUGCAUGUGUUGUUGCGGUGCGUUUCAGCUAAAUUGCUGAAUGUGUGUAAACAAAAUGCAUCUGCGUCCUGACAAAAAAAGGUGAGACCAUAUUGAGUCGACAUGUAAUUCUAACCAGCUCAGCUGUUGUGCCUGUGAACAAUGUUAUGUUCAUGUCUCUCAUGUCAUAGAUGUUAUUUUUGAUGUUGUGCAUGAGAUGUGUCAUGUGAAAUUGAAAGCAUUCAGCUGUUGUUCGAAAUGGUUCAAGUCGGCUUGUGUUACAGGCUGUGGAUAUUUCUCUGUACAAAUUAUUUCUGUGUUCAAUAAAAUGUGUUGUCAAUUCAAAACAAAAAUACACAAUGGAACUUUUUUUUUUUUUGACGUGCAUUCAAACCAAACAUAAUUGCCAAAGGGUUUGUCAAUCCUGGCUGCACGGGAGGAUGUGUAUUAUUAUAAUU